GAGGGAGAGAGUACAAAUGCUUGUGAAUUCUAAACCCCUUUUUUACUUGAGACCGACUAGUGGGCCACGCGCCCUGGUCAGCGGGAGAGAGUAGAAACGUUCUCGAACAAACUCGUCGGCCGGCGUUCCGUUCGGUUCGAGUCCCGCUUGCGCAGGCGCGAGAUGGCCAGCAUCGAGCGGCCCCGCCGCCGCCCUCCGCCGGACCCCGUCGCCGUGCUCCGCGGCCACCGCGCCGCUGUCAACGACGCCUGCUUCCACCCCUCCCUCCCGCUCCUCUUCUCUGGCGCGGCCGACGGGGAGCUCAGGGCCUGGGACACCGCGAGCCACCGCACCGCCUCCUCGGUCUGGGCUCAUGCCGGAACGGCCGGGGUGUACUCGGUGGCUGCUGGUGCCGGACUCGGAAACAAGAUCAUCAGCCAGGGUAGGGAUGGAACCUGUAAAUGCUGGGUGAUUGAAGAAGCUGGCCUUUCACGGAGGCCCGUAUUAACAAUCAAAACAAGCACAUACCAUUUCUGCAAGAUGUCACUUGUAAAGUCUCCUUCCUUUGCCCAUUCCGUGAGAUCGGGCUCAAGCUGUGAAACUAGUGAUGUAGAGCCACCAAGAGAAGCCACUGAAGAAAAUACAGAAUCUCAUGUUGUAAAUCCUACAGAAGGUUCCCAAGAACAUGGAGAAGGCAUUACCUCUAGUGGACAAAAUAUGAUGGCAAUUGCUGGUCAAGAGUCAUCCCAGGUUGAACUUUGGGACAUUACAAGUGCAAGGAAGAUAAUAAGCUUGCCACAAUCAUCGAGUGCUAAUGCAAAAGAUCACCCUACUAAGCAAAAAGGUCUGCUUUCAAAUUUCACCAAUCCAGGACUCUGCAUGGCUGUGCAAGCUUUCAUCCCCUAUGAAUCUGCAGGCUAUGUGAAUAUUUUGUCAAGUUACGAAGAUGGAAGCACUCUCUGGUGGGAUGUACGAAAGCCUGGGUUACCUAUAUCUUCAGUGAAGUAUCAUUCAGAAUCAGCUUUAUCCGUUGCUAUCGAUGGGUCUUGCAAUGGUGGAAUCUCAGGAGGCGCUGAUGAUAAAGUAGUCAUUUUCACGCUUGAUCAUCCAAAGGGUGCAUUUACUCUUAGGAAAGAGAUAGAACUUGAGCGGCCGGGUAUAGCUGGCACAACGAUUCGGCCAGACAACAAGAUUGCUGCAACCGCCGGUUGGGAUCACAGGAUUCGAGUGUAUAAUUACAACAAAGGAAAUGCUCUAGCUGUGUUGAAGUAUCACAGUGAUUCGUGCAAUGCGGUGACUUUCUCAUCUGACUGCAAGCUGAUGGCUUCCUGCUCGACUGAUACCACGGUUGCAUUGUGGGAGCUCUAUCCCCCAAAACCCAAAGCAAAUUAGACGCUGUGAAAUCGGAUGAGGUCUCCUGUUAAUUUAUUGGGACUUCAGUGCUGAAAAGUAGAUCAGUGGAUGUUACCUCUUUGAUUGUAUGAGGGAAAUAUUUGAGGGUUCUUUUUCGUCCUGCUAAACGUGAUGUUUCUGCCUACUGAAAUUUUCACGCGUUGGUGCAGUGAGAAUCUGAAGUUUUGCAAUCGAGUGAUGGUGAGAUUUUCUGCCAUGGCUGACGAUGAUCAUACAAUACAGCAUGAAGUCUUGAUAGGCAAACAGGUAAAUAGCCAAGUGUGUGCAGCUCUGUAAACCUUUGACGUUUGUUUGGAACGGUCAAGUGUGAUCGGUAUUACCACACAAUUCUUUUUUCUA
This is a messenger RNA of Panicum virgatum (switchgrass), 1731 nucleotides long. Its product is annotated as protein DECREASED SIZE EXCLUSION LIMIT 1-like. The record is from RefSeq and is a predicted model, not a curated record. Gene Ontology annotation, molecular function: protein binding. The coding region runs from base 163 to 1371 and encodes 402 amino acids. Lineage: Eukaryota; Viridiplantae; Streptophyta; Magnoliopsida; Poales; Poaceae. The transcript has 13 exons.